Eucalyptus grandis is the source of this 1168-nucleotide messenger RNA. Its product is annotated as glutathione S-transferase-like. Gene Ontology annotation, cellular component: cytoplasm. The coding region runs from base 179 to 820 and encodes 213 amino acids. Gene Ontology annotation, molecular function: glutathione binding; glutathione transferase activity. The transcript has 3 exons. The record is from RefSeq and is a predicted model, not a curated record. Lineage: Eukaryota; Viridiplantae; Streptophyta; Magnoliopsida; Myrtales; Myrtaceae.
CUUUCUCUCUCUCUCUAGUCGUCUCCAUUUCAUAUGAAGUAUACACCAUUUCAUAAAAGAUCAUUCCAGGACAAGAUCGCUAAGGCCGUACAAAAAGAGCCCAAAACCCACCAUCGUCCGCUACAAUUUUUUCUGCGUUUAGUUCUCGAGGGAAAAAGAGAAAGUAGAGCAAGCAAUCAUGGUGAUGAAGGUCCAUGGAGCCGUCAUCUCCACCGCGACGAUGCGGGUCUUCGCCGCCCUCUACGAGAAAGACCUCGAGUUUCUGUUCGUCCCCAUCGACCUGCGGGCCGGCGAGCACAAGAAAGAGCACUUCCUCGCCCUCAACCCUUUCGGUCAAGUCCCGGCCUUCGAGGACGAAGAUUUGAAGCUGUUAGAAUCCAGGGCAAUUACUCAGUACAUUGCUCAUGUAUACGCGGACAAGGGCACUCCGCUCGUCUGUGAGGGCAAACCAAUGGCGACGGUUGGCGUGUGGAUGGAGGUCGAGGCCCUCCAGUUUGACCCCCUGGCGGUGAAGCUGCAGUGGGAGCUCGUGUACAAUCCAAGGCUUGGCAUGGCCACGGACGCUGCUGUAGUCGAGGAGAACGAGGCCAAGCUCGCCAAGGUCCUCGACGUCUACGAGGCUCGGCUGAGCCAGUCCAAGUACUUGGGCUGUGACUGCUUCACCCUGGCCGACCUCCACCACCUCCCAGCCCUGACCAACCUGAUGGGGACACCAUUGAAGAAGCUGUUCGAUGCCCGCCCCAAGGUGAGCGCAUGGGUGGCUGACAUCGUGGCCCGGCCUGCUUGGGCCAAGGUUCUUGCCAUGAGGAACCAGCAGUGAAGCACAGGGUCUAGUUCAAAUUGUCUGGUGUUGGGGAUGAUGAUGAGGAUGGUGUCUUGUGAAUGUCUAUCCUGGGUAAUGAAGACUUGACUAAUAAAGAGAGAGUUAAGUUUCUAAUGUCUCACCUUUAUAGCUUCAGUAGUAAUAAUUGCGGGAAGUGCUGGUUUUGUUUCUGCUGAUGAAGCCCUGUCCUUGCAUCAUCUCCAUGGGAAUGGCCUACGGUUUCAUAACCACUUUCCCCACCAAUCACUAGAUCUGUACCCAUUUUCAGUUAUUAAAGUACCAUAGAAGUUCACUAGACAAUAUUCAUGUACAAGUAUAGAUUUUAUACGUUCUUUUCAUAUUUCA